Messenger RNA from Prorocentrum cordatum, 1061 nucleotides. The record is from the annotation of a GenBank genome assembly. Lineage: Eukaryota; Dinophyceae; Prorocentrales; Prorocentraceae.
CAGGGCCCCAACCCACAGGGUUUCCGAGCUUCGUCCGGACGUGGACACAAGGAGUGACCGUACUGGCCAAAACCCUUCAGCCCUCAAGCCACGAGGACGAAUUUCAGACCCGUUGUGAUUGUUCCACGAUCCGACCCAGAGCGUGGCCUGCGGCACGAGAGCGCCGCAGUCAAGCGCCCCUAAUCCCGUUAUCUGCUCUCCUCCCGCCUCCACCUCCAUCCCUGCCAUCCCACCCCCCAAGGAGCUUUACGGACCAGAUCUUCGAGGAGCUGUUCGGCUCCGAUGCUAUGUUCUGCUACGCAUUCGCCGGCUCACACACACGGCGUGCGCGUCUCAGGUUCAGCACACCGUGGAUUUAAUCCACGGGUGCACACUAGUCAGCUAUAACGCUGGGAUCAGCGCGUGCGAGAAAGGCGAGCAGUGGCAGCGGGCUCUUUCGCUGCUCAGCAACGUGUGGGAGGUGCAGUUGGAACCUGACGACGUCAGCUACAGCGCUGGGAUCAGCGCGUGUGGAAAGGGCAAGCAGUGGCAGCGCGCUCUAUCGCUGCUCUGUGAGAUGCGCGAGGCAAAGGGGGAGGCCAGCAUCAUCAGCUACGCCGCUGGGAUCAGCGCCUGCGAGAAAGGCGGCCAGUGGCAGCGCGCACUGUCGCUGCUCAGCGAGUUGCGGAAAGUAAGGCUGGAGCCCACCGCCCUCCUCACCUACAAUGCUGGCAUCAGCGCGUGCGAGAAAGGCAAGCAGUGGCAGCAUGCCUUGUCGCUGCUCAGCCAGAUGUGGGAGGCGAGGGUGGAGGCCAGCGUCGUCAGCUGUGGCGCUGGGGUCAGCGCGUGCGAGAAAGGCGGCCAGUGGCAGCAGGCCUUGUCGCUGCUCAACAACAUGUCGGAGGCGAAGCUGACGGCCAACUGCAUCUGCUACAACGCCGGCAUCAGCGCGUGUGAGAAGGGGAGCCAGUGGCAGCAGGCCCUUUCGCUGCUCAGCAGGAUGUGUGAGGCAAAGGUGGAGGCCGACGUCAUCUACACUACAGUCAACCCGCAUAGUAAGGAUGAGCCACUCCCCAAGGCUG